AUGAAGCUCCUACAGCCUCUCCUCGCCGUCUCGGCCCUCGCCACCGGUGUCCGAGCCUCGCAGAAAGUCGUGCCCGUCCCCUUCUCCCGCCAGGCAGAGAGACGGACCGGCCUACGCAGGCGCGCCGGCACAUUCUCCCAGGAGCUGAACAACAACCUGACCGGCGGCGGCUACUAUGCCCAGGUCACCGUCGGCACCCCGCCCCAGCCCGUCAACCUGAUCCUCGAUACCGGCAGCAGCGACGUGUGGGUUCUCGAUAGUCGCGCGAACCUCUGCAACUCGGAGGCCUUGCAGCUGUACUACGGCGACUGCCUUGCCACCUACGACCCUUCCCAGAGCUCCACCUACUCUCUCGUCUCGGACGACUCUUUCAGCAUCCAGUACGUCGACGGCUCCGGCGCUGAGGGCAACUACAUCAAGGACAACCUAAGCAUUGGGGGCGCAAACAUUACCGCAUUGCAGAUGGGCCUUGCCGAGAACUCGACCAUUAAUUCCGGUCUUCUGGGCGUCGGCUUCUCUGCCAACGUCGCUGCCACCAAGCAAUACCCCAACAUCAUCGAUAUGUUUAUGCAACAGGACCUGAUCGCGAGCGAGGCCUACAGCUUGUACCUGGACGAUCUACAUGCCGAGACGGGCACCAUUCUCUUUGGCGGGCUCGACACGGCCAAGUUCAUCGGCGAGCUGAAGGCUGUGCCCAUACAGCCCGAUGCUGAGACCGGCACCUAUUCCUCCUUCACUGUCGCCCUGAGCUCCUUCACCACCACGGCCGACAACGGCACCGUCGCCAACUACACGCGCGCCGCCGCCAUUCCCGUCAUUCUCGACUCCGGUACCACCUUGACCUACCUUCCAUCCAGUAUAGCAGACAGGGUCUUUGACGCCUUUGGCGCAUACGACGACACCAGCUCCGGGGGCACCGGUCUCGUCUACGUCGACUGUGGCUAUCUGUCCGAUAGCAAGAACCUGACAUUUGACUUUCAGUUUGGUGGUACGGACGGACCGCUUAUCCGAGUCCCCAUCGACGAGAUGAUCCUAGACAAUGUGGACUCCUAUACCGGGCUUGGGCUCCAGGUACCAGAUGAUCUGCCCUUCGAUAACGCCUGUAGCUUCGGGCUCCAGGCAAACCAGGGCUACUACCUGCUCGGCGAUACCUUUCUGCGCUCCGCCUACGUCGUCUACGACCUGAGCAACAAGACUAUCGCCAUGGCACCCGCCAACCUGAACAGCACCGACACCCAUGUGGUCGAGAUCACCAAGGAGUCCGGGAUUCCCCUCCUUAGUGGCGUCGCAUCCCAGGUCACCGCCGAGCAGACCGCCACGGGACUGCCAGGCAUCAGUGGCAACAGUGCCUUGCCUACCGUUACUGUCACUUCGACUGGCUCGCCCAGUGCUUCUUCGACCGGCAAUGCCGCCGCUCGUGCCGUACCAGCGCCGAACUGGGAGGCUGCCGCCGUGGCUACCAUCGCCGCCGGCUUUGGUCUCGUGGGUGCCGGGUUGAUUUUAUUAUAG
Molecule: messenger RNA, 1509 nt
Organism: Anthostomella pinea
Lineage: Eukaryota; Fungi; Ascomycota; Sordariomycetes; Xylariales; Xylariaceae
Source: the annotation of a GenBank genome assembly